Hibiscus syriacus is the source of this 1046-nucleotide messenger RNA. RefSeq names its product proliferating cell nuclear antigen-like. The coding region runs from base 165 to 965 and encodes 266 amino acids. The record is from RefSeq and is a predicted model, not a curated record. Gene Ontology annotation, biological process: translesion synthesis; regulation of DNA replication; leading strand elongation. Lineage: Eukaryota; Viridiplantae; Streptophyta; Magnoliopsida; Malvales; Malvaceae. Gene Ontology annotation, molecular function: DNA polymerase processivity factor activity; DNA binding. The transcript has 4 exons. Gene Ontology annotation, cellular component: PCNA complex.
CCCGCCGCCCCCCUUACUAAAUUCUUUGGCGGGAACCAAAUCACUCCAAGUCCCGCCAAUUGAGUCUCACGAAUCGAAAUUUCUUUCCCUUUUAUACAACCAUAACCCUAGAAUUCAUAAUCUUGUCCCAAAGAAAAGCAAUCGAAGGAGAAAAAGGCCCAAAAAUGCUUGAGCUUAGGCUAGUUCAAGGUUCGCUUUUGAAGAAAGUGUUGGAAGCGAUUAAGGACUUGGUCAAUGAUGCGAACUUCGACUGUUCGGCGACGGGGUUCUCGUUGCAAGCCAUGGAUUCAAGCCACGUAGCGUUGGUGGCUCUGUUGCUGAGAUCGGAAGGUUUCGAGCACUAUCGGUGCGACAGGAACAUAUCCAUGGGAAUGAAUCUCAAUAACAUGUCCAAGAUGCUUAAAUGUUCCGGGAAUGAUGAUAUCAUCACGCUCAAGGCCGAUGAUGGAAGCGAUACCGUUACUUUCAUGUUCGAGAGCCCCACACAAGACAAGAUAUCGGAUUUUGAGAUGAAGCUGAUGGAUAUUGAUAGCGAGCACCUUGGAAUUCCAGAGGCGGAAUACCAAUCCAUUGUUAGGAUGCCUUCAGCUGAGUUUGCAAGGAUUUGUAAAGAUCUUGCUAGCAUCGGUGAUACUGUUGUUAUCUCUGUAACCAAGGAAGGUGUGAAGUUUUCCACAAGAGGUGAUAUUGGAACUGCAAAUAUUGUUCUCAGGCAAAAUAAUUCUGUGGAUAAACCAGAAGAAGCAACAAUCAUAGAGAUGAAUGAGCCGGUUUCUUUGACAUUCGCAUUGAGGUACAUGAACUCGUUUACAAAGGCUACUCCAUUGUCAAGUACUGUGACAAUCAGCUUGUCUUCUGAAUUGCCGGUUGUGGUUGAGUACAAGAUAGCCGAGAUGGGCUAUAUUAGGUUGUAUUUGGCACCCAAGAUUGAAGAGGAUGAAGAUGAGAGUAAACCAGAAGUUUAAUUUGAUUGUGGUAUGGAUUUAGUUGUCUUGAUUUAGUGAAAUGGGGCAUUCAUGUGUGUGCUAUUAAUGCUUCCAAGUUCC